Molecule: messenger RNA, 1773 nt
Organism: Vicugna pacos (alpaca)
Lineage: Eukaryota; Metazoa; Chordata; Mammalia; Artiodactyla; Camelidae
Gene: DKK2
Product: dickkopf WNT signaling pathway inhibitor 2
Biological process (GO): multicellular organism development; negative regulation of canonical Wnt signaling pathway
Cellular component (GO): extracellular region
Molecular function (GO): receptor antagonist activity; co-receptor binding
Source: RefSeq, a predicted model, not a curated record
AGGAAAAUAAGACCCACUUGUGGGAAGCUAUAAAAAGCAAAGGGGGCGGCGGUGAGAGAGCAGACAGAGAGGGAGACCGCGGGAAGCGCAAGACCGCUCCCAGGGCAUCGCAGCGUCGGUGGUAGCAGUUGGCUGCUGCUGGGUUGUGAACUGGAGAACAACGCUUCAGGGCGACUGUGCGUGCGUGCGUGGGGGAGCUCGGCUGGCCUCAGACCUCAAGGAUCGCGUCUGGGACGCGGUUCCUGAUCCCCCAUUACAGUGCCCGCUAACAUUGAAAAGGAGGACUUAUGUCCUGCAAAGGUUGAGAAGUAAAGGUUAGGGAAGGAAAAGAGGAGAAAAAAGCAACUGAGGCCGAAGAAGAAACUAGUGUGGACCUCCUGAGCAGUUAAGAGGAGGAUUGGACCGCGGAGAACCGGGCGGGACCUCGGAGGUGCGGGGCAAGGAGCAAGGGAAGCGGUGCGGUCCGCGGGACUGGGUCUUCUUGCACCUCAGGUCACGCCUCCUUGGCGAGAAGGCGCCUUGCCUUUGAUUGCUUCCAGUUACUGCAGAACUUCCUGCCCUGGCGGAGAAGCGGGUCUUGCUUGGGUCGCGCUCGCUGCUGGUCUGAGGCGUGAGACUGAGUUCACACGGUGCUGGGCCCCCAAAGCCAAGUGGAGUUGGGGGAACAGAGUCUGCGAGCCCCGUCGCCCCAAGUGAGGGGCCCCGUGUUGGGGUCCUUCGUGCUUUUGCAUCCGCACCCCUGCGGGCUUUGCUCCUCCCCGGGGACCCCUCGCCCGGAGAUGGCCGUGUUGAUGCGGGGCAAGGACUCGUCCCGCUGCCUGCUCCUACUGGCUGCGGUGCUGAUGGUGGAGAGUUCACAGUUCGGCAGCUCUCGGGCCAAACUCAACUCCAUCAAGUCCUCUCUGGGAGGGGAGACGCCUGCCCAGGCCGCCAAUCGAUCUGCGGGCACAUACCAAGGACUGGCUUUCGGCGGCAGUAAGAAGGGCAAAAACCUGGGGCAGGCCUACCCUUGCAGCAGUGAUAAGGAAUGUGAAGUUGGGAGAUACUGCCACAGUCCCCACCAAGGAUCGUCGGCCUGCAUGGUGUGUCGAAGGAAAAAGAAGCGCUGUCACAGAGACGGCAUGUGUUGUCCUGGGACCCGCUGCAAUAAUGGCAUCUGUAUCCCGGUCACUGAGAGCAUCUUAACCCCUCACAUCCCAGCUCUGGACGGCACUCGGCACAGAGAUCGAAACCACGGUCAUUACUCAAACCACGACUUGGGAUGGCAGAAUCUAGGAAGACCACACACUAAGAUGUCACAUAUAAAAGGGCAUGAAGGAGACCCCUGCCUGCGAUCCUCAGACUGCACUGAAGGGUUUUGCUGUGCUCGUCACUUCUGGACCAAAAUCUGCAAACCAGUGCUUCAUCAGGGAGAAGUCUGUACCAAGCAACGCAAGAAGGGCUCUCAUGGGCUGGAAAUUUUCCAGCGGUGUGACUGCGCAAAAGGCCUGUCUUGUAAAGUAUGGAAAGAUGCCACCUACUCUUCCAAAGCCAGACUCCACGUGUGUCAGAAGAUAUGAGCACCUCUGAGGAAAAGCAGCAUAGCAGACUGUGAAUCAGUGUAUUUAAUGCAUUACAGCAUGGUGGAAAAUAGGAUUUGGAUUUCAGAAACAGGGCUAAAAUGAGGAAUGUGAUAAGAAUACAGAUAAUGGAGCAGAUUAGAAAGUGUGUUUCCAUCAUGCAGCUUGUUUAUGUAAAUAAUGUACACAUUUGUGAAAAUGCUAUUACUGGGGG